Messenger RNA from Esox lucius (northern pike), 3506 nucleotides. It is a transcript of the gene gucy2g, whose product is annotated as guanylate cyclase 2g. The transcript is spliced from 22 exons. Gene Ontology annotation, cellular component: membrane. Lineage: Eukaryota; Metazoa; Chordata; Actinopteri; Esociformes; Esocidae. Gene Ontology annotation, biological process: intracellular signal transduction; receptor guanylyl cyclase signaling pathway; cGMP biosynthetic process. The record is from RefSeq and is a predicted model, not a curated record. Bases 1 to 3321 code for a protein of 1106 amino acids. Gene Ontology annotation, molecular function: peptide receptor activity; guanylate cyclase activity; ATP binding.
AUGACAGUGAAAAUGCACAUCUUGUUACUUAUCAGCAGCUUGAGUCAAGCACCAAUUUAUUUUCUUCUGCUGCUUUCGCAUUUUGCUGCUACUCCAGGUCUCUGCAGUGGUAUGAAUGGGACCAAAUCUCACCAGCUACUGAUUGGCUUCCAGGCUCCCUGGAACAUGUCCUAUCCCUUCAGUGCCUGCCGUUUAGGCUCCGCAAUACAGAUGGCUCUCGAAAAGGUCAAUAGCAACCCGUCAUUUCUGGGGAACUACAGCCUGGAUUUUGUUUAUGUUGACUCUGAGUGCGACUCCAAGGUUUCCCUAGCAGCUUUCAUUCACCAGGUGUGGAAAGAAAAGGUGUCAGCGCUCUUUGGUCCUGCUUGUCCUGAAGAAGCAGAGGUCACUGGUCUUAUUGCAUCUACUUGGAAGAUCCCGAUGUUUGGCUUUGUCGGACAGUCCUCCAAGAUGGAUAAUACUGCUGUUUACGAUACUUACAUCAAUAUUGUGCCCCCUCUCAAAAGAAAUGGAGAGGUCUUAGUGAAAACAUUGCAAUAUUUUGGGUGGCGCCAUGUGGCUUUGAUUGGAGGGGGGUUAGAAACAAAUACUUGGGACAAAGUUGACGCUUUAUGGAAGUCUGUUGAGGAUCAGCUCAGAGCUCAGCUGAUCGUAACUGCAAGUGUUAAGUUUGACACCAGUAACCUGGAUCUCAUUCGCAGGAAUGUCGAGUACAUCUCAACAGUGGCAAGAGUGAUUGUGGUGAUGACAAAUUCUGAGGAUGCAACAAACCUUUUCCUGGAGGCCGAAAGGCAGGGCCUAAUGACAGGGGAUUAUGUGUUUUUCCUUCUUCAGCAUUUUGAGGAUAACCUUUGGAAAGUUGCCAUGAAUAACAGGAAGGGAGUCGUAAGUGCCUUUGACAUGACCUUUGUCAUUGGUCAGAAGUCCUAUGAGGGUUACGACUACUACGACUUCUUUGAGCAAGUAUAUAAGAGGCUGAAGAUGCAUCCUUUUCUUACCAACCUUACAUCAGAAAAAGAGGUUAGCCCUUACUCCGCCUACCUGCAUGAUGCAGUCCUGCUUUAUGCCAUGGGGCUGAAGGAGGUCCUAAAAGAUGGCAAAGACCCCCAUGACGGGCAUGAACUUCUCCAGAUAGUGAAGAAGAAAAAGAACAAUAUUCGCUUUUAUGGAGCCUCUGGACUUGUUCACUUUGAUGAGGAGGGUGAGAGGAACUUGGACUACUCCAUAUUUGAUCUUCAGCUUACUGACGGCAGUAACACAUUUGUGCCCAUCCUCCAUUUUGACAGCCACACCAAAUCUAUCAGAUCAACCCCAAAGUUAGCAUCUGUGAUCUGGCCAAAGGGAAAUCCUCCAACUGAUAUGCCUGAAUGUGGCUUUGACAACAAGCUCUGUGAAUGGCUCUCCAAUGACAUUUCGCUGGUGAUCCUGCUGGUGUUGUCCCCUCUAAUUGGUGUGUUAGCCAUAGUCUUGAUUGGCUUCCUUAUGCUCCAGAAGCUUCGGCUGCAGACCAGGCUGAACGACUCUUGCUGGUGGAUCAUCAACUACAGUGACAUCACUAUAGUCAAAGAGCCUAAAGGAAUGCCGGCCCUAUCUCUGAGCACCACAGCCAGCAAGAGUGGAAGUGGAAGCUCCCAUCAGACCAUCCUCUCGUCCACCAGUUACGGUCUGAGGGACAAUUCUGGGAAAGAGCACAUCUACUCAACCAUAGGCCUUUUUCAGGGAAAUAAAGUGGCCAUCAAAUACCUGCAAAAUCAACCUGUCAUUAAUAUCAAGAAGCCCUCCAUCAUCCAAGAGUUCAACGUGGUAAAACAGAUGAAGCAUGAGAACUUGGUGCAGUUCUUUGGGGUUUGUGUUGAGCCUCCUAACGUUUGCAUGGUCAUGCAGUACUGCAAGAAAGGCAGCCUGAAGGAUGUUUUGAGAUGCAGUGAAAUGGAACUGGACUGGAUGUUUAAACUGUCCUUCGCUUAUGAUAUUGUCAACGGUAUGGACUACAUCCACAAGAGUAGCCUGAAGUCCCAUGGCAACUUGAAGCCCAGUACAUGUCUAGUGGAUAGCAGGCUUCAAGUCAAAAUAUCUGGCUUUGGACUCUGGGAGUUUAAACAUGGCACCAAAUACAAGGUCAUCUGUCUGGAAAAUACAAAAUUUGAAGAGAUGUACUGGACAGCUCCAGAGCUUCUGAGGCAAGACCAAACACCACCCAAUGGUACCACCAAGGGGGACAUCUACAGUUUUGCAGUGAUUAUGCGUGAGCUAAUCCAUAGCUCAGAGGCAGGUCCAUAUCACGAUAUCCAGCUGGAACCAAAAGACAUUAUCAAGCAGCUGCAGACUCGACUUUUAGGGGAGCCACUCAGGCCUACCUUGUGCCCGCAGAUGUGCAGCGAGGGACUGGUCACCCUGCUGAAGGCAUGCUGGAACGAGAACCCAGAGCACAGACCCUCAUUCUGCUCUAUCAGGAGACGACUGAAGGAGGCCUGCCCAGAAAGUCAUGUAAAUAUCCUUGACAACAUGGUGAACAAGCUGGAGAAAUAUGCCAAUCACCUGGAGGAAGUGGUUGAAGAGAGAACUAAUCAGCUUACUGCAGAGAAAACACGUGCGGACAAGCUUCUCUCCAGUAUGUUGCCAAGGUACAUAGCGGACCAACUGAUGGCUGGGAAGUCAGUGGAGCCUCAGAGUUACGACCUGGUGACAAUCUUCUUUUCAGACAUCGUGGGCUUCACCGCCAUGUGCUCCAUUAGCUCCGCCCUUGAGGUGGUCACAGUUCUCAAUGACCUCUAUAGCCUGUUCGAUGACAUCAUCAAGCUCUACGAUGUUUACAAGGUGGAAACUAUAGGGGAUGCAUACAUGGUGGCUAGUGGGCUGCCCAUCAGUAAUGGCAUGAAGCACGCAUCGGAGAUUUCCACCAUGGCCCUGCACUUCCUGUGUGCCAUUGGGCUCUUCAAAAUUCGCCAUCUGCCCAAUCAGAGAUUAGCUGUCCGCAUUGGUAUACAUUCAGGUCCGGUGGUUGCUGGAGUUGUAGGCACCACCAUGCCUCGCUACUGUCUGUUUGGGGACACUGUAAACACUGCUUCAAGGAUGGAGAGCAACAGCCUGCCCCUGAAGAUUCAGAUAUCCCAGAGCACAGCAGAAAUCCUGACUCAGAUAGGAUGCUUUGAGCUGGAAGAGAGAGGAGACAUUGAGAUCAAGGGAAAGGGCUGUCAGAAGACCUUCUGGCUGUUGGGUAAAGCAGGUUUCAACCCUACUCUCCCAUGCAACAAACCACCAACUGAGGUCAAAACAGCAACAUCCAAAGUUCAAGAGAGCACAGAGACAGGAAGAACAUAGAGAAGUCUGACCAUAGUCCCAUGAUGGAGAGCUGGUGACUGACAGACGCCACACUGAAUGUCGACUCACACCACACUGAAUUUCCAUUUUUGUUUUCUAACAAGGUUGUUAAUGGCAGCUAUUUUUCCAUCUAUUGUCCUGUUUUGAAACAGAAUAAUGACAGACAUUGCUUUCCCCUCGGUUGU